Chaetomium strumarium is the source of this 1479-nucleotide messenger RNA. Its product is annotated as pyridine nucleotide-disulfide oxidoreductase-domain-containing protein. The record is from RefSeq and is a predicted model, not a curated record. The transcript is spliced from 3 exons. The coding region runs from base 1 to 1479 and encodes 492 amino acids. Lineage: Eukaryota; Fungi; Ascomycota; Sordariomycetes; Sordariales; Chaetomiaceae.
AUGCAGCCGUUGACCAGACGGUGCUGCAGCCAUAUCAGGAGUGGCUCCAUACAAACCUGGAGGAAAUGCUCAAGCCCGCAUUCACUCCAAGGCCUCCGCAUCCCCUAUUCCUUGCGGUUCACUCGGCGGAAUCACAAUGCGACAUCUCAACCUCAAAGAGCCAGUGUAAUUGUCAUCGGCGCUGGGCCCGCCGGCAUAGCCGUCGUCGGCAAUCUCCUCGAGACCGUCCCACAUGCCAAAAUCUUGUGGGUAGAUAGAUCGUUUGAUGGCGGGAGCAUUGGCCAGCUCUAUCGCGAGCUUCCCAGUUACUCCCCGGCAAGUGACUACCUGCAAUACGCUUCCGCCUUGGCAACAUUCCGUAAUAUCUGCGAUGCGUCCCCGGAGCCCAACGCGAUCACAGCGUUGAAGGAGCUUGACCCCGAAAUGACGUGUUCGCUGAACCACGCCGCCGAUAUGCUCAAGCUCCUAACAAAUGGCUUGAUCAAGAGAGUUCAGCCCAUAGUUGGAAACGUCACCCACGUGGUCCGAGACACCUGGCCCAGAAAGUGGACCGUGACGCUAGAACUAAACCCCCAAAGUGGCCCGGAGCCAGUCCUUCUCAAGUUCCAAGCGCCCAUGGUAGUGUACUGUACCGGCAGUCGCCCUCAAACAAUGGAACUUCCCGUCAAUGUCUCCCGUCUGACCCUCCCCACUGCUCUCGCCCCUUCCCGCUUGGCGAAGGUCAUCUCCCCGGACACACCACGCACCGUAGCCGUGAUAGGCGACGGGCACAGCGCUGUCCUCGUCCUGCGCAACCUCUUCCGCAUGGCGGCCGUCUCCCACCCCGGGCUCCGCAUCCGGUGGUUCACGCGCACGGCGAACCUUCGCUACGCCGAGGAGACAGCCGAUGGCGUGAUUAUCAACGAGAAUACCGGGCUGACGGGCGAGGCCGCCCGCUUUGCGCGCACCAUGCUCGAGGGGGACGCGUUGGACACAUCGGACGCGCGCCACUACGUCACUCGAUUCGUCUUUCCGUCUUCCAGGGAUGAGGCGGAGAGGGAUCAGUUGGAGAUGGAGAUGCUUAGAGAGCACUUGGAAGGCUGUGACUACGUGAUUCAGGCGAUUGGUUUCACGCGAAGUAGACUGCCGGAGGUGCGGGCCGGGCUGGCGCCGUUUCGGGGACCUGUGGGGAAACCGAAGCGGUUAGUAUUCAACGGCUUGACCGGAUCAUUCUUCCCGAAUAUGUGGGAUAGGAACGCUGUGGUUGGGCUCUUCGGGGCCGGAAGCGCGUUUCCCGAGCUUGAAUUCACCACGGAGGGGUGGAGACAGCCGGCGGUGAGCAUGUGGAAGUUCAUGAAUUUCCUCAAGAGGAUGGUGCCGCAGUGGGUAGUGGCUACGACGAAGGGAGAGUUCGUCAAAGAUGAAAGAAGGGUAGCUUGGGAGGCAAAGGGGACGAGGGAAAUAAUCCAUGGCCGGAAAGGAUCAUGGAGUGAUAUGUAG